CUGACAGAGCAAAAGGCAACAACUUUUCAGCUCUUGAGCCAUAUGAGUGUCCUCGAUUGUAAAUGAGACCUCAGACUUAUCCAUUGUGCAUCUUGAACCCUGAAGAAGGAAGAAGAAACCAUCUUGCACAAGCCCAAUGUUUAAAAAUGGAAAAGGGUAUUUUAGUCAUUUACGUUUUCGACACUCGGACUUCCUAGUUCCUACGCCUGGAGAAUAUCAAUAGCCGCCAAAGGAUUGAUCGUGCUUUUGCUUCGUAUCGUCUCUGGGUUUUUAAAUAGAGAGACUCGAGAGACUCUGUUUGACAAUAGGGUUUUGAGCUUUCUGAGAGUUUUAUAUAACUUGACAAAGUUUUGAUCUUUCAUCACCGAUCAAUGGUUGGUACGAAGAGAGUUGCUGAUUCCAUCGACACCAACUCGGAUGACACACUCACGAGGAACCGUGAGGUUGAAGUUGAGGCGAUGCUCAGUAGGAGAAAGCAACUAAGGACAACAACGACGAGGACAACAACGACGAGGACAACACCAUUGAGCUUGUCUUCCUCUGCUUCAAAGAUGAACUGGUCUAAAAACGAUGAGCUUGUCAUUCUCGGGGGUAUUGUGGACUAUGAGAAUGAAACGAAAUUGAGCUAUAGAUCUGACUGGGAUGCCUUGUACCGUUAUAUCAAAGAUUGUGUAGAAGCAAAGUUUUCGAAGAUUCAGCUCAUCAAUAAGGUCAAGAACAUGAAGAGAAAGUUUACAUACAAUCAGGGGAGAUCUAACCAUGGGGAACAACUUUCUUUUACUAAUACUGAUGAUGAUGAAAUCUUCAAAUUGUCAUUGAUCAUAUGGGACAAGAAUGAAUCAGAGUAUGUUUCUAAUGAGAAUAUAGACCAAGCUAAGGAUGUUCCUUCUGGUGAGCCAGAGACUAAUGAUGUGCCUUGUGAGGAGCAAGACGAUAGGGAUGUGCCUUGUGAGGAGCAAGAGCGAGCGAAUAUCGAGAUUGAUAAUGGUGUGAGAGAGAAAUUGGACCAAGCCAAGGAUGUUCCUUGUGUGGAGCAAGAGAGUGAGGAUGUGCCUUGUGUGGAGCAAGAGCGGGUGAGUAUAGAGAUUGAUAAUGGUGAGAAAGAGAAAUUGGACCAAACCAUGGAUUGUGAGGAGCAAGAGAAUACGGAUGUGCUUUGUGAGGAGAAAGGCGAUAAGGAUGUACCUUGUGAGGAGCAAGAGAAUAAGGAUGUGCCUUGUGAGGAGCAAGAGCGGGUGAGUAUCGAGAUUGAUAAUGGUGAGGAAGAGAUGAGUAGCGAAGAAGAUGGUGUGGAUGAGGUAGGUGUUAUGGAGGACACACUUGAUUCUGGGAUAUCGUUUCAAGGUUUAGGUAAAAAUGGUGUGAAAGACAAGAGUGAAGAAGAUGAUGUGGUUGAGUUGGGUGUUCUCCAGGAGAUAUUUAAGGAGGAUACAUUUUUUCAAAGUUUAGGUAGAUAUCAACAAAAAUUGCUGCUUCAGAAUUUGGAAAACGUUGGAGUUGAAAGAAGAAAAGAGCUCAUCAACGAAUGGAAGGCAUUGUUUGUUGAUGAGCAGCGAUUGUGUGUCAAGAAACUAACUUUCGCCGCAAAGCUUGCAAACUUAGGAGUUUCUCCUUGAUUCAAUGAAGAAAAAUCUCUGCUUUUGGAAUGAUCUCAUUUUUUUUUGGUUGUGUCAUAUUGAUAAGAAAAAACAUGAUGUAUCCACGAUCCGUUCUUGUUCUAGAGCCAGGUAACUGAGGUAAGUAACAGUUAGAGCUAACCAUAGCAGAUUCUCCUUUUUUUAGUGUUGUGUUUGUUUCGACUCUUCCUUUUGGGUUGGGCUUCGAUAACGAUUGUUCAGGCCCACUAACAUUCUUUUCUUAUUGUGCGUCUGUCUCUUUCGAGAAAAAGACACAAGCACUUAAAGCCAAGAUUCGCAUUUUGCCACAUGCCACUAAUUUCACCUUGUGUUAGAUAUUAUUUUUGUACUACACACUCAACGAAGACCAUAGAUCAACUCAAAAUAUUUAUUACACAACAAUUAUCGGAGAAGA
Messenger RNA from Arabidopsis thaliana (thale cress), 2031 nucleotides. Its product is annotated as DNA-binding storekeeper protein-related transcriptional regulator. Gene Ontology annotation, cellular component: nucleus. Gene Ontology annotation, biological process: regulation of gene expression; regulation of DNA-templated transcription. Bases 372 to 1616 code for a protein of 414 amino acids. The transcript is spliced from 5 exons. The record is from RefSeq and is marked reviewed. Lineage: Eukaryota; Viridiplantae; Streptophyta; Magnoliopsida; Brassicales; Brassicaceae.